Messenger RNA from Aspergillus uvarum CBS 121591, 1374 nucleotides. Its product is annotated as phosphatidylinositol-3-phosphate-binding ubiquitin-protein ligase. Gene Ontology annotation, molecular function: metal ion binding. Bases 1 to 1374 code for a protein of 457 amino acids. NCBI's taxonomy places the organism in Eukaryota, Fungi, Ascomycota, Eurotiomycetes, Eurotiales, Aspergillaceae. The record is from RefSeq and is a predicted model, not a curated record. The transcript is spliced from 2 exons.
AUGUCGUCGUUGUCGAAUUCGGCCAGCCCUUCAUCCUCCGCUUCCUCCACCGCCGCCUUCCCCGCCACUCGGCCCGCCACUGCUCUCAGGCCUCAUGCGAGUUCGGAAAAUUUACAGGCCACCGAGGCUGCACGCGAUCAACGCUCCGAGCGAAGACGGUCCACUGUCACAGGGUCAGAUCGGAAGAGAAGGAUAGUCAGUUUGGAGGGGGAGCUGUGGCCCCGUGGCCCCGGAUCCCAGUCGUGGACAACAGAAGCUGGUCCGAGUCGCCAAGCAGGAACAAUGGAUAGCAGGUCGUUGCCUCACCGAUCGACUCAGUCACAACAUCCUGCCAUGAUGAUGCCUGGCUCUUCCUUUGCUACUCCGAUUGAUCUGUCCUCCUCACCGCCGGGUGCGCCCCCGAAUGAUCCUCGUCGAAGUUCAUGGUCCCGAACCCAGGAUAACUACGUGGAAUAUGUUCGACCGCGGUGGCAGCCUGAUACUGAGGUCACCAACUGUCCGAUCUGUGGGACCGCGUUCAGUUUUUGGUACAGGAAGCAUCACUGCCGGAAAUGUGGUCGGGUUGUCUGCGCGUCAUGCUCACCCCAUCGGAUCACUAUUCCACGACAGUUCAUAGUGCGCGAUCCCACCCGCUCCCCCGCAGCCGCGUUGGUUCCUCCCCGUGCUGCUUCGGCUUUCCAGUCCGGAGGGGACGAUGCGGUCCACUCGCCAACAACAUUAAAUCCAGCCCUCGGCGGGGGUGAGGAACUCCAAACUGAACCUUUCGGGUCGCGACCAAGCCGGCAGACUGUUGGCGUCAGCGAUUAUUCAAGCUUGGGUGGAUUCGGAGGUCCAUUUGCCCCGCGAGUCCCCGGAAUGAACUACGGUGCAUUGGCAAGCCCUCGCUUUUCAUCUGGGUCGGUGAGCUCAUCCACACGCCCUCUCCCUUAUCCGACCGCUGGCAGCGCCAGCUCGUUGCCCGCGAUUCCUCACACCCAUCCGCCGUCGCAUACACGCCCGCCGCAUGUCCGCGAGCAGGACCUCUGUCCGAUCUGUGACUCUGAGCUUCCGCUUCUGGGAUCAACUGGCGGCGAAGAUGCCCGGGAAGCACACAUUCGGACAUGUAUUGAAAGUCAUGGUCGGCCCGGGCGCUCCAGUCCCCAGAGCGGCAGCCCCGUCCAGCCACAUCCUGCAGUUCGGCUAGUCACCUUCAAAGCCACGGAGAAGGACUGCAUUGGACACGAUGGUGGGCUGCAGGAGUGCACGAUUUGCAUGGAGGAGUACGAAGUGGGUCAGCCGCUCGUGCGGCUGGAGUGUCUGUGCAAGUUCCAUAAACGAUGUAUAGUCGAGUGGUUUGAGCGUAAGAAGGAGUGCCCAGUGCAUAAAAUCUCCUGA